AUGGCGAACCUUAUAGAUCUUACUCCGGACGUCGAUUUAAAGAAGUUUGUUGAAGAACAUAAAAACUCUGCAAUUGUUCUCAACUUUUGGGCCGAAUGGGCUAAUGCAUGUGUUCAAAUGAACGAGGUCUUUGCUGAACUUGCAAAAAAAUAUACAACUCUCAAGUUCAUUAAGAUUGAAGCAGAAAAAUUUUCUGAUAUUUCUGAAUCUUUCGAAAUCGCUGCUGUGCCGGCUUUUAUAAUUCUCAAGAAUGGAAAAAUUUCUGACCGUGUUGACGGUGCUAAUGCUCCCGAGUUGACGAACACUGUUUCUAAAUAUGCAAAGGCUACUACUGGUUCUACAAUAAAGAAUGCUUCAGAUCUGCAAAAAACAAAUCGUAAAGUUGAUUUGAAUACUUACUUAAAAGAAUUAACAAAUUCUUCUCCGGUGAUGGCUUUUAUUAAGGGUACACCAAGUCAACCUCGAUGUGGUUUUUCAAGGCAAAUUAUCGAAAUUCUUAAUGAUCAUAAAGUUAAAUUUGGUUCAUUCGAUAUUUUGUCCGAUGAAGAAGUUAGACAAGGUUUGAAAGAGUAUUCCAAAUGGCCCACCUAUCCACAGUUAUAUAUUAGCGGUGAAUUAAUCGGUGGAUUAGAUGUUGUUAAAGAAAUGAUCGAGAACGGUGAAUUUCAAACCAUGGUAUCAAAUGUUGCCAAUAGCGAAAAUUGA
Dentiscutata erythropus is the source of this 705-nucleotide messenger RNA. Lineage: Eukaryota; Fungi; Glomeromycota; Glomeromycetes; Diversisporales; Gigasporaceae. The record is from the annotation of a GenBank genome assembly.